Molecule: messenger RNA, 1536 nt
Organism: Eleginops maclovinus (Patagonian blennie)
Lineage: Eukaryota; Metazoa; Chordata; Actinopteri; Perciformes; Eleginopidae
Product: serine/threonine-protein kinase pim-2-like
Exons: 10
Coding region: 1-1536 (511 amino acids)
Biological process (GO): regulation of mitotic cell cycle; protein autophosphorylation; negative regulation of apoptotic process
Cellular component (GO): cytoplasm
Molecular function (GO): protein serine/threonine kinase activity; ATP binding
Source: RefSeq, a predicted model, not a curated record
AUGCCCACACCCCUGACACAAUCAGGACACAGGCCAGAUGUGCAGAUCAUCUCACGUAAGAUCACCCUGACCAGCUGCAUCACGGCCUGGUAUGGCAUUUGCACCGCCCACAACCGUAAGGCUCUACAGAGAAUGGUGAAAACUGCACAGCACAUCACCAGGACAGAGCUGCCAUCCAUGGAGGACCUGCCGUCUGGGAGCAGGUGCAAUACUGACCCCAUUAAGGCCUACAACAGGAACUCUGAGGAGUGUCUUAAAAUAACUAAGAAGAGGAGCAGGACAAGUAAGAGUCCCUACAAGGGCUGCAGACGAAGAUCUAGCGGGCCUUCAUCAAGGGCCCCUGCUGCCACAAGUGCCCAAGAGUACAGUAACACAACUCACAGCACAGGAGAAACUCAGAGCCUCCCUGGACAAAGCGCUGGAGGUGUGAGUGUCAGCAAAAGCCAAAAGAACAGGCAUAAGAAGAGGUCCACCAAAAAGAGGCAGUGGUCCCCACAGUCUGAGGAACAGGCUCAGACCUUUAGAGGCUCUUCCUCCUCCACUGAGGAUGCUGGUGCACCCACACCUGCCAGCAAUAGCAACACCUCUGAUGCUAAAGAGAGGAAGAGGGAAAAGAGUGAUUCUGAGGAGUCAAAGAGAGUCACAAAGAGGAGCAGAAAGACCCUUAGCAAGUGCCCCUCGGGUGAUAUACCCUCAUCCUCAGUCAGCGCUGCCUACCGUGACAACAUUGCUGACUUCUAUGCAAAGUACCAAGAGGAAGAUAUUCUUGGUGAAGGAGGCUUCGGGUCAGUCUAUGCCGGCUACCGUAAAGAGGAUAAUCUGCCUGUGGCCAUAAAACAUAUCCCCCAGCACAGCGUUAAGCACACAGCAGUGGAACUGGAAGGGAAAGUGGUGAUGGUGCCUAUGGAAGUAGUGCUGCAUCUUAAACUUAAGCCAGCAGAAGGAGAGUCCAGUGCAAUUAUCUCCCUGCAUGACUGGUACAGUCUAGACUCAGAACUCAUUCUGGUGAUGGAGAGACCAGUACCCUGCAUGGAUAUGAUAGACUACCUGAACUCCAGGCCGUCCAUCCUGCAGGAGCACGAAGCUAAAGAAAUAACAAGACAGCUGGUGGAUGCACUGAUCGAGGUCCACUCAAAAGGUGUUUUCCACCGGGACAUCAAGCUGGACAACAUCCUAAUGGAGACCGGCUCUGAGAUCCCUCGUGUGAGGCUCAUUGACUUCGGCUGCGGAACAUUUUUGUUACAAGGAAUGUACCACAGUAAACAAGGUACCUAUUCAUACACCACUCCUGAGUGGUUCAAGCAUGGCAGCUACAGGGCAGAACCAACAACUGUUUGGCAAGUCGGUAUGGUGCUGUUUGGGAUUCUCCAUUCCUAUCUCCCCUUCAAGACGAGGGAUGACAUCAUCAGUGUUAUCCCUAAAAUUAAUAAGCGGCUGUCCUACGAGUGCCGUGAUUUCCUCCAGGGCUGUCUGAAGAAAAGCCCAGAAGGCCGAACCAGCCUGGAGGGUCUUAAACGCCACCCCUGGCUGGUGUAA